AUGCUCUCCGGAUUUUCCGGGCAGGUUUCUCGACUGGAAGGGUCAGAAGAGACGCUCAAAGGAUCGAAUCUCGGUGAAGGAGAUGACGGUGGGGGGGGAGGCCUACAGAAAGGGGGGCUGCAGAGAGGAGGGUUGCAGCCGGCAGCCGGGCUGGGAGGAGAGCGAUUGCUCUUUAAAGCCCCGGCCGAGCGAAAAUCUGUUUUGGGUUUGGACGCGCUCGCCCGAGCCAAGCGAGCAGCCGCGGGAAUCCCGGAGAAACCGCCGGUCACUGUAGCAGCGGCUAGAUUCGCGGAAGAGGGGGAAGAUGAAGGGGAGAAGGCGGGGGGCGAGGGGAAGGAAGGGGGAGGCGGGAAGUUUGUAGCCGACGGAGACGAUGGGGGAGGGGGUAGAGGGGAUGGAGAGGGAGUGGGAGGAGGGAGUGUGGGAGACAAGAGCGGUGGAGGGGGGAGCAAGGAGAGGCGGCGGUAUCGUAUGGCGCGAAAUGUUGAUACGCCCACACACGUGUCAACGGUUACAGACCUCUCAGGCGCCUCCCCCCGGGUGCAGGAUUCCCCGCGUGGCACCUCCUCACAUGCGGACAGAGAUUCACAAGCGGACACAGCUGCUGGUGCACGCGAGGCUGACGAGGCAAGCCGAGGCGCUAAAAGAACGCGAGUGGAGCCUGCUGACGUGGCAAAUGGUGGUGCUAACAAGGCGGUUUCUGCUAGUUUGGUGACCAAUGGAGGGGGUGGGUGUCAGUCAGGAAAGGAGGUUGCUCAGAUUGGCUCCUCCAGAUCACGCUGGGACGACAGCACCCCGCGGAGAGACAAUGACAGCACACCUGGCAGGGAGGGCAGGGACAGAGACAGAGACAGGGACAGAGGCAGAGACGGAGACAGAGAGAGGGGCAGCACGCCACGCAACAGGGGCUCUAAGUGGGACAUGCCGUCGCCCUCGCCCUCCCCCCGCUGGACCCCCUCCCCCGCCCCCUCCCCCGCGCCGUACCGCCGCGAGCCGUCCUUUGUGCCGCCGUCGCCCUCUGACUCGCGCCUGCUGUCGCCCUGGGAUGGCGGAGGGGGCAGCACGCCCUCUGUUGGGGUGAGUGUUCGUGCCUCUCGCUUCUUCUCCUUUGUGCCGCCCUCGCCGUCUGACUCGCGCCUGCUGUCGCCCUGGGAUGGGGGGGGAGGUGGUAGCACGCCCUCUGUUGGUGGUAAGUCCGUGUGCUCUGCUGUGCCGCCCUCGCCCUCUGACUCGCGCCUGCUGUCGCCUUGGGAUGGCGGAGGGGGCAGCACGCCCUCUCUCGGGGGGUCAGUGUGGGAUCUCCCAUCCCCAUCUCCCGUACCUGUAAGGGCAGGCUCGGCCACGCCUGUCUCGCAGGGUCGGGACGGGGAGGAGAGGGAGGGAAGCGUACAAGCAGAGGGGGGCAGGGCUCGGCGGUCGCACAAGCUUCGGUUCCGAGCCGACUUGUCAGCUUCGGAGGGCGGUGCGAGCACACGCCGAAGCACAGCGGGAGGCCAGGCGGCAUCGCAGCAGCAGGAGAGCGAGUGGGACACAGACUACCGUGCUGGGAGGGGGCCGCGGGAGGAAGGGGGGGCAGGGGCGGAGGAGGAUGAGGGCUUGCGCCGGGAGAUGGAGGAGGCGGAGAGGCAGGCCGACCGGUCCUGGUACGACUCAGAGGAAGCAGGCAGCGUGUUCGAUUCAGGAGAGGGAAGCAACCCGUUUGGAGGAUUCGGCGACGAGCAGGCCUUUGAGAAGAAGGAGGAGCGCAAGAAGGAGGCGGCCGCGCGGCAGCAGCGCAUGGUGCGGGGAGACGGGUCAACCAUGUCGCUGGCGGCCAGCAAACGCCUCACCCAGCUGUCGGCGGACCAGGCGUCGUGGGAGGACAGGCAGUUGAUGCGGUCGGGAGUGGUGCGGAGCUCUGUGGAGCUCUCCACGGAUAUUGAUGAUGAGGAUGAGAACCGCGUGCUGCUGCUCGUGCAUGACACGAAGCCGCCCUUCUUGGAUGGGCGCAUAGUGUUCACGAAGCAGCAGGAGCCGGUGAUGCCGCUCAAGGACCCCACUUCUGACAUGGCCAUCAUCGCCCGCAAGGGCUCUGUUCUCGUCAGAGAGAUCCGGGAGAAGCAGCAGUCGAACAAGAGCAGGCAGAAGUUCUGGGAGCUCGCUGGAAGCAAGCUGGGGAACAUUCUCGGCGCCAAGAAAUCUGCAGCUGAUGUGGACGCGGAUACGGCCAAGGUGGACGCGGAGGGCGAGGUAGAUUACAAGGACAAUGUGAAGUUUGCCGACCACAUGAAGGGCACGGGCGGUGCUGCCAGUGACUUUGCCAAGAACAAGUCCAUUGCCGAGCAGCGCAUGUACCUGCCCAUCUACUCCGUGCGCGACGAGCUGCUGCAGGUGAUUCGCGAGAACCAGAUUGUGGUGGUGGUGGGCGAGACGGGCUCUGGCAAAACAACACAGAUGACACAGUACCUGCACGAGGACGGCUACACCACGUACGGCAUGGUGGGGUGCACUCAACCCCGUCGAGUGGCAGCGAUGAGCGUGGCCAAGCGCGUGGCAGAUGAGAUGGAGUGCGAGCUGGGGUCCACUGUGGGCUAUGCCAUCCGGUUCGAGGAUGUCACCAGCAGCAACACGCUCGUCAAGUACAUGACGGAGGGAGUGCUGCUGAGAGAGUCACUCAGAGAGCCGGACCUAGACCAGUACAGCGCCAUAAUAAUGGACGAGGCGCACGAGCGGUCGCUGAAUACGGACGUGCUGUUUGGGGUGCUCAAGCACGUGGCGGCGAGGCGGAGGGACUUCAAGCUCAUCGUCACCUCUGCCACACUCAACUCUGAGAAGUUCUCCCACUUCUUCGGCAGUGUACCCGUGUUCUUCAUCCCGGGGCGCACCUUCCCAGUGAGCAUCAUGUGGAGCAAGUCGCCCUGUGAGGACCCAGUAGACGCGGCAGUCAAGCAGGCACUAGCCAUCCACGUCACCAUGCCACCUGGCGACAUCCUCGUAUUCAUGACCGGCCAAGAGGACAUCGAAGCCACCUGCUUCUCUCUCGCCGACCGCCUCGAGCAAAUGGCGGCCGGCGCCGCCCGCCCCCCGCCGCCCCUCUCCAUCCUCCCAAUCUACUCCCAGCUGCCGGCCGAUCUCCAAGCGAAGAUUUUCCAGAAGGCCGAGGAAGGUACCAGGAAAUGCAUCGUUGCGACGAACAUCGCCGAGACGUCGCUGACCGUUGAUGGGAUCUUGUACGUGAUCGACGGUGGAUACAGCAAGAUCAAAGUGUACAACCCCCGCAUGGGUAUGGACGCGCUACAAGUCUUCCCCAUCAGCCGAGCCGCGGCCGACCAGAGGUCCGGCCGAGCCGGACGAACAGGUCCGGGAACGUGCUACCGGCUGUACACAGAAACUGCCUACGCGAACGAGAUGCUGGCGAAUCCGGUGCCGGAGAUCCAGCGCACCAACCUCGGGAAUGUCGUGCUUCUUCUCAAAUCCCUCAACAUCGACAACCUUCUAGACUUCGACUUUCUCGACCCGCCUCCUCAGGAAAACAUUCUGAAUUCCAUGUACCAGCUUUGGAUUUUAGGAGCACUGGACAACACCGGGGCACUGACCAAGACGGGGAGGCGGAUGGUGGAGUUUCCUUUAGACCCUGCUCUGGCGAAGCUGUUGAUAUCCGGGGACCAGUUUGGGUGUGUGAACGAGACGCUGACCAUGGUGGCCAUGCUCUCGGUGCCGUCCGUUUUCUUCCGCCCCAAGGACCGCGAAGAGGAGUCCGACGCUGCCCGGGAGAAGUUUUUCGUGCCCGAGAGCGACCACCUGACCCUGCUCAACGUGUUCCAGCAGUGGAAGUCCAAUGGGUACCGGGGGGGCUGGUGCUCCGACCACUACCUUCACGUGAAAGGCCUGCGAAAAGCCCGGGAGGUGCGGGCCCAGCUAGCCGAUAUCCUCAAGCAGCAGAAGAUUCCUCUCUCUAGCGCCGGUCAGGACUGGGAUGUGGUGCGUCGGGCGAUUUGCACGGCGUAUUUCCACCACGCUGCAAAGCUGAAAGGCGUGGGGGAGUAUGCGAGCUGCCGUACCGGCACCCCGUGCCACCUGCACCCCACGAGCGCGCUUUACGGGCUCGGAACGACCCCGGAAUAUGUGGUUUACCAUGAGCUGGUGCUCACUUCAAAGGAGUACAUGCAGUGUGUGACGGCUGUUGAGCCAAGAUGGUUGGCGGAAGCUGGGCCGAUGUUUUUCAGUGUGAAGGAUAGCCAUCAGAGCAGGUUGCAGCAGAAGCAGAAGCUGAGGGAGGAGGCGAGUGCGAUGGAGAGGGAGAUGGCGGAGGCGAGGCGGAAGAGGGAGGUGGAGGAGGAGAUGAGACGGAGGAAGGACGAGGAGCAGACUGCAAAGGAGGCCGAGCUGAUUAUCAUGCCGGGCGUCAAGAAAGGGCGAGGGGUGGUUGCAACAGAAGCAGAAGCUGAGGGAGGAGGCGAGUGCGAUGGAGAGGGAGAUGGCGGAGGCGAGGCGGAAGAGGGAGGUGGAGGAGGAGAAAAAACAAAUAUCACAAGCAGGUUGCAGCAGAAGCAGAAGCUGAGGGAGGAGGCGAGUGCGCUGGAGAGGGAAAUGGCGGAGGCAAGGCGGAAGAGGGAGGUGGAGGAGGAGAUGAGACGGAGGAGGAAGGACGAGGAGAGGACUGCCAGGGAGGCGGGGAGGAUUGUCAUGCCGGGAAUGAAGAAAGGUAAGGGGGCGGCCAAGCGUGCUGCUGGGCUCUAA
Molecule: messenger RNA, 4719 nt
Organism: Closterium sp. Naga37s-1
Lineage: Eukaryota; Viridiplantae; Streptophyta; Zygnematophyceae; Desmidiales; Closteriaceae
Source: the annotation of a GenBank genome assembly